Molecule: messenger RNA, 4846 nt
Organism: Lagopus muta (rock ptarmigan)
Lineage: Eukaryota; Metazoa; Chordata; Aves; Galliformes; Phasianidae
Gene: ZEB2
Product: zinc finger E-box binding homeobox 2
Exons: 11
Coding region: 262-3906 (1214 amino acids)
Biological process (GO): regulation of transcription by RNA polymerase II; anatomical structure development
Molecular function (GO): DNA-binding transcription factor activity, RNA polymerase II-specific; RNA polymerase II cis-regulatory region sequence-specific DNA binding
Source: RefSeq, a predicted model, not a curated record
GUGGCGUGUGUUUCAGGGUCUCUCCUCUCGCUCCUACAGAAAAGAAAAAGAAAAAAAUGUCAUUAGAAGAGGCGUAACACGUCAGUCCGUCCCCAGGAGCUGCAUCUCCCUUCACCUUUUCUCCUCCACUUCGCGGCUUUCUUCAUGCUUUUUCUUCUCACCAUUUCUGGCCAAAACUACAAACAAGACUUCGCAGAGUCUGCGUGCUGCUGAAUCAGGGAGUCGAGUCCAUGCGAACUGCCAUCUGAUCCACUCUUAUCAAUGAAGCAGCAGAUCAUGGCGGAUGGCCCCAGGUGUAAGAGGCGAAAACAAGCCAACCCCCGGAGGAAAAACGUAGUGAACUAUGAAAAUGUAGUGGAAACGGGUUCAGAAACAGAUGAGGAGGACAAGCUACACAUCGCUGAAGAUGAGAGUGCUAUCAACACGCUGGACCAGGAAACCAGCCCAGCCAGCGUACCCAACCACGAGUCUUCCCCGCAUGUGAGCCAAGCAGCGUUGCCCAGAGAGGAAGAGGAAGAUGAAAUGAGGGAAAGUGGAGUAGAUCACGCCUGGCACAACAAUGAGAUCCUGCAAGCCUCUGUAGAUGGUCAAGAAGAAAUGAAGGAAGAUUAUGACACUAUGGGGCCUGAAGCCGCAAUUCAGACCACUGGAAACAAUGGUACAGUUAAGAAUGCAAAUUGCACGUCGGACUUUGAGGAAUAUUUUGCCAAAAGGAAACUGGAGGAAGGAGAUGGGCAUGCAGUCAGCAUAGCAGAGUACCUGCAGCGCAGCGACACAGCCAUUAUUUACCCCGAAGCCCCCGAGGAACUGUCUCGCCUUGGCACUCCAGAGGCCAAUGGGCAAGAAGAAAACGACCUGCCACCUGGAACUCCAGAUGCCUUCGCCCAACUGCUGACCUGCCCCUACUGCGACCGGGGCUACAAGCGCCUGACGUCCCUCAAGGAGCACAUCAAGUACCGCCAUGAGAAGAACGAGGAGAACUUCUCGUGCCCUCUCUGUAGCUACACGUUUGCCUACCGCACCCAGCUUGAGCGGCAUAUGGUGACACACAAGCCAGGGACAGAUCAGCACCAAAUGCUGACCCAAGGAGCAGGCAAUCGCAAGUUCAAAUGCACUGAGUGUGGCAAGGCCUUCAAAUAUAAACACCAUCUGAAGGAACACCUGCGAAUUCACAGUGGUGAAAAACCAUAUGAGUGUCCAAACUGCAAGAAACGUUUCUCGCAUUCUGGCUCCUACAGUUCGCACAUCAGCAGCAAGAAGUGUAUCGGUUUAAUCUCUGUAAAUGGCAGAAUGAGAAACAAUAUCAAGACGGGUUCUUCUCCUAACUCUGUAUCUUCUUCUCCUACUAAUUCAGCCAUUACACAGCUGAGAAACAAGCUGGAGAAUGGCAAACCACUUAGUAUGUCUGAACAAACAGGCCUACUGAAAAUUAAAACAGAACCACUAGAUUUCAAUGAAUAUAAGGUUCUUAUGGCCUCACAUGGGUUUAGUGCAACUAGUCCUUUUAUGAAUGGUGGACUUGGAGCAACCAGCCCCUUAGGAGUUCACACUUCUGCUCAAAGUCCGAUGCAGCACUUAGGUGUAGGGAUGGAAGCACCAUUACUUGGCUUUCCUGCAGUAGGCAGUAAUUUAAGUGAGGUGCAGAAGGUCCUGCAGAUUGUGGACAACACAGUUUCCAGGCAGAAAAUGGACUGCAAAGCUGAAGAGAUCUCCAAGUUGAAGGUUUAUCAUAUGAAGGAUUCAUGCCCUCAAGCAGAGGAACAAGGAGUUACCUCCCCCAAUAUUCCCCCCGUGGGUCUUCCAGUAGUAAGUCAUAAUGGUGCCACUAAAAGUAUUAUUGACUAUACGUUAGAGAAAGUCAAUGAAGCCAAAGCUUGCCUCCAGAGCUUAACCACAGACUCGAGGAGACAGCUCAAUAACAUUAAAAAAGAGAAGCUGCGAACCCUAAUAGACCUGGUAACUGAAGAUAAGAUGAUAGAGAACCAUAAUGUAUCCACUCCAUUUUCAUGCCAGUUCUGUAAGGAAAGCUUUCCUGGUCCCAUUCCGUUGCAUCAGCAUGAGCGUUACCUGUGUAAAAUGAACGAAGAGAUCAAGGCAGUCCUUCAGCCUCAUGAGAACAUGGUUCCCAACAAACCUGGAGUGUUUGAUAAGCAAACCCUCUUGCUGUCAUCAGUACUUUCUGAGAAAGGAAUGACUAGCCCCAUCAACCCAUACAAGGACCACAUGUCUGUACUUAAAGCAUAUUAUGCUAUGAAUAUGGAACCCAAUUCUGAUGAACUACUGAAAAUUUCCAUUGCUGUUGGCCUUCCUCAGGAAUUCGUGAAGGAAUGGUUUGAACAAAGAAAAGUCUACCAGUACUCAAGUUCCAGGUCACCAUCACUGGAAAGGACCAGUGCCAAGGUGGCGCUGGCUGCCACCAACAACACUCCCACUAAAGACUCUUUGUCAGCCAGAUCUCCAAUAAAGCCUGUGGACUCUAUAACUUCACCAUCUAUAGCUGAACUCCAUAACAGUGUUACUAAUUGUGAUACUCCUCUCAGGCUAACAAAACCUCCUCAUUUUACCAAUAUGAAACCAGUUGAUAAAUUGGACCACUCUAGGAGCAAUACUCCUUCUCCUUUAAAUCUUUCUUCCACAUCUUCUAAAAACUCCCAUAGUAGUUCUUACACUCCAAACAGUUUCUCUUCUGAGGAGCUUCAGGCUGAGCCUUUGGACUUGUCUUUACCAAAACAAAUGAAGGAACCCAAAAGUAUUAUAGCCACAAAGAACAAAACGAAAUCUAAUAGUGUAAAUUUAGAACACAACAGUGUUUCUUCAUCAUCUGAAAACUCAGAUGAGCCUCUGAACUUGACUUUUAUCAAGAAGGAGUUUUCUAAUUCAAAUAAUCUGGAUAAAAGCACUAACCCAGUAUUUGGUAUGAACCCAUUCAGUGCCAAACCUUUAUACACAACACUUCCACCGCAGAGCGCAUUUCCCCCAGCCACUUUUAUGCCACCAGUCCAGACCAGUAUUCCUGGGCUGCGACCAUACCCAGGACUAGAUCAGAUGAGCUUCCUACCACAUAUGGCCUACACUUACCCAACUGGAGCAGCUACUUUUGCUGAUAUGCAGCAAAGGAGAAAGUACCAGCGGAAACAAGGAUUUCAGGGAGACUUGCUUGAUGGAACCCCAGACUACAUGUCCGGCCUCGAUGACAUGACAGACUCCGACUCCUGUCUGUCCCGAAAGAAGAUCAAGAAGACGGAAAGUGGCAUGUAUGCGUGUGACUUAUGUGACAAGACAUUCCAGAAGAGCAGUUCCCUGCUGCGACACAAAUAUGAGCACACAGGAAAAAGACCACACCAAUGUCAGAUUUGCAAGAAAGCAUUUAAACACAAGCAUCACCUGAUCGAGCAUUCACGCCUGCACUCCGGGGAAAAGCCCUACCAGUGUGAUAAAUGUGGCAAGCGCUUCUCCCACUCCGGGUCUUACUCACAGCACAUGAAUCACAGGUAUUCCUACUGUAAGAGAGAGGCAGAGGAGAGGGAAGCUGCCGAGCGGGAAGCCCGUGAAAAGGGUCACUUAGAGCCCAACGAGCUACUGAUGAACCGGGCCUAUUUACAGAGCAUUACUCCCCAGGGGUACUCUGACUCAGAGGAAAGAGAGAGCAUGCCGAGAGACGGCGAGAGCGAAAAGGAGCACGAGAAGGAAGGGGAAGAUGGGUAUGAGAAGCUGGGAAGGCAGGAUGGGGAUGAGGAGUUUGAGGAAGAAGAGGAAGAGAGCGAAAAUAAAAGUAUGGAUACGGAUCCAGACACGAUAAGAGAUGAAGAGGAGACUGGUGAUCACUCAAUGGACGAUAGUUCGGAAGAUGGGAAAAUGGAAACCAAAUCAGAUCACGAGGAAGACAAUAUGGAAGAUGGCAUGUAAUAAACUACUGCAUUUUAAGCUUCCUAUUUUUUUUCCAGUAGUAUUGUUACCUGCUUGAAAAACACUGCUGUGUUAAGCUGUUCAUGCACGUGCCUGAUGCUUCCAGGAAGCCUGUAGAGAUGGACUAAAGGGGCAGUUCUGCCAAGACAGAAUUAGAUGGAGUUUGAGCUGGGUAUUGUUAAGAACUGCAUUAUGCAAAAUUUUUGUACAGUGUUAAGGCCUAAAAACUGUGUGGUUCAGAGACUAAAUCCUGUGUUUAAUAGCAUUUAUACUUUAAGCACAAACUAGUAAAUUGUACGAAUUGCACUCAACUUAUAUAUCACUACAAACUUAAAAAAAAAAAAAAAAAGAUAUGUCUAAUUUAUAUUAAUACAUUUUAAAAAGGUGCCCGCACUACCAUACAUCAGUAUUAUUAUUAUUAUUAUUCCUUUUUAAUUUAAUGUGCUCGCACUACAGUACAUCAGUAUUAUGACUCCUCUGUACUUUCCUUUGCUAUUCAUACGUUUCCCAGUUUUCAGCCUAAGUAACCACACAAUUUUAGGCCUCAAUUUUUAUUUUAUUUUUCUGUGAAGGAACUUGAAGUGAUGCAUGUGUGAAUUUAAGAUACCGAAGUCUUAAAGUGACCUGGACGUGAAGGAAAAAGUAAGAUGAGAAAUAAAGAAAGCCUUUGUAAGGUGGUUUUAAAAGCCUUAUAUGCAAACCUUUUAAUCUGUGUGUUUCUGCAAGUGCCAUCCUUGUAUAGUGUUAAGGGGGUAACGUGUGUUACCUUUGCACCAGCUUCAGUGUUAAGCUCACCCUGUUCUUUGAAGCACCCAUGUCAGUAUUAGAAGAAUAGGCAGCAGUUCCUUAGUUUACAUAUGUUUGUGCAAUUUUUUUCUGUACUUUUUUUGUUCAUUAAUUUUGUCAGUAUUACACCAAACCUUUUUUUUUUUUUUUUUUU